CUUAAAAAUGACAAUCCAUUCAAGAAGUGACACCUUCCAGUUUGUGAAAUUUCACCUGUAAUUUUUUUUUUUUUGAAGACAAUGACAGUGUUUGGCAAUUUGGGUGGAGAAGUUUUCAAAUAUAUAACAUGGUGGUGAUCAGCAUGGUUUAGUUGGAGAAUAUCUACUGAAGAGUUGUCAUUAACUCAACCCAACAACAAAAUCUGAACCAACAGACUACCAUGGAGGCUUUUAUUCUCUUUUCCUUCAUGUUCCUGGCUAUGUUCUCAGUGUCUUCAACCCAGAUUCAGAAAGCAAGCAUUUUCAAACUAGAAGAUAGCCCAGGACUUUCAGUUAUUCUAGAGAAAAAAAAUGAAGAUAACUAUCAAGAAGGAAAAAAGGAAUCUAACAAACAAGGAGACAGUAACACACAAGGAAAACAAGGGGCAUUCAAUAUGCAAGGAAAACCAGAGUAUUCUAAGCAGCCAGAUAAAUUAGGAAAUUCUAAUCAGCAAGGGAGGCCAGGAGUUUUCAACCAACGUGGGAUUCCAGAAGCUUGGAUUCCCCAAGGAAAUGCAGGAGAAUCUAACCAAAAAGGGAAUUCAGAAAAGUCUAAUGACCAAGAGAAGCCAGGGUCAUCGAGCCAGCAAGGAAAGCCAGGGUCUUCUAGUCAGCAAGGGAAUCCAGGGUCAUCAAGCCAGCAAGAGAAACCAGGGUCAUUGAGCCAGCAAGAGAAGCCAGGGUCAUUGAGCCAGCAAGAGAAGCCAGGGUCAUCGAGCCAGCAAGGAAAGCCAGGGUCUUCUAGUCAUCAAGGGAAUCCAGGGUCAUCAAGCCAGCAAGAGAAGCCAGGGUCAUCAAGCCACCAGCAAGAGAAGCCAGGGUCAUCAAGCCAGCAAGGGAAGCCAGGGUCUUCUAGUCAGCAAGGGAAUCCAGGGUUAUCAAGCCAGCAAGAGAAGCCAGGGUCAUCAAGCCAGCAAGGGAAGCCAGGGUCUUCUAGUCAGCAAGGGAAGCCAGAGUCUUGUAGUCAGCAAGGGAAGCUAGGGUCUUCUAGUCAGCAAGGGAAUCCAGGGUUAUCAAGCCAGCAAGAGAAGCCAGCGUCAUCAAGCCAGCAAGGGAAGCCAGGGUCAUCAAGCCAGCAAGGGAAAUCGAGGUCUCUUUGUAAUCCAGAAGAAAGGAAAAAUAUAGGCACCUCUUUGAAUGGCAAUAUAAUGGAGACUCAGGUUAGUGUUAGUAUCUUUACUUUUCCCCCUUAGUCAAUUACCUCAGCCAUUCUAUUUCCCAGGACUUGAAGUGGUUAGCAGAACACACUAAUGACAAACACUUUGCAAUGACAGUGAUCCACCAAAGUGAGAACUUUGGAGCUGAUUAUUUCUGCACACAACGCUCAUGAUCAUCGAGUGCCAUGUCCUUCCAUUUCAUCUCACAUUGCUCUCUAUUGUUGGCCACUCAAGCCCUUCUACCUCUACUGGGCUAGUGUGGACCCCCUUCAACUGACUCUACCCCUCACAAGGCUUAACUUUCAUACCAGUUUCUAUCCCAUUCAUUA
Messenger RNA from Loxodonta africana (African savanna elephant), 1525 nucleotides. It is a transcript of the gene MARCOL, whose product is annotated as MARCO like. Gene Ontology annotation, molecular function: extracellular matrix structural constituent conferring tensile strength. The transcript has 4 exons. Lineage: Eukaryota; Metazoa; Chordata; Mammalia; Proboscidea; Elephantidae. Gene Ontology annotation, biological process: extracellular matrix organization. The coding region runs from base 222 to 1232 and encodes 336 amino acids. The record is from RefSeq and is a predicted model, not a curated record.